CACGUCCCACCGAGCGUGCCCGCACGCUUCGGGUUUGCGCAGGAGGACCCGCUGGAUGAUGUACGGUCGCUUGAGAAGGAGACAAUAGCAUACCUCGAAGGCACCCCCGCCUCCAGCCAAUCCGAACGCGAGAUCGCACCGGUUCUCGGAUGACCAGCAGGAGGCUAUGGUUGCGCUUGUGCAUGAGCUGUUGCCUUAUGAGGAGCCGGAGGCUGAGGGUGCGGGCGACGUGAUGGAAGGGGUUGAGGGGGCGAAUGGGGACAUCGCGAAUAUGGAGAGGUAAUCUGCAUCUCGCAAUGGAAUGGGAUGCGCGAUUUUUGGCAUGGAAGAUUGGGAUGGUCGGUUGCCUGCUGCUGGCUCCCGCUUGGAGCAAUAUGUGCGCUCCAUGUGGGAAGGCGGACGGAGCCAAGAUGUCAGCUUGGAAACUGCGCGGAAUGGGAAGGAAUGCCCCUAUGCCCGAAGCAACAUACAGAAGGAUAUGGUUCGAAAGGCCGGGGACUUCCCGUUCCCGUCGACGGAUAUUACUCUGGCUGCGUACAGUAUGCUGGCAUACUGGCUACUUCUGGAGCUUUGGGUGCCCGCCUACUGGCGAUUGGGUGGACGUUGCGUCUCGCCGGCAGCCAGCAGGAAACAUAUGCGUUUGCCGUGUAAGUAGUCGUUGGGAUUUUGAACAUAACGAGACUAAAUACCGGCGGCUUUCCCAGCCGGAAUUCUGAUGAGCGUCAAGAUGACUGAUUGGCUUGAGAUUACGGUCGAUUGGUUUCCUGAUGAGCGAGGCCCCGACCCUUUCCACAUUCAUCUGUUUGCAAGGAACGCGAGCAUAGCUUGCAACC
Molecule: messenger RNA, 833 nt
Organism: Fimicolochytrium jonesii
Lineage: Eukaryota; Fungi; Chytridiomycota; Chytridiomycetes; Spizellomycetales; Powellomycetaceae
Exons: 2
Coding region: 255-716 (153 amino acids)
Source: RefSeq, a predicted model, not a curated record